This is a messenger RNA of Morchella importuna, 1020 nucleotides long. RefSeq lists its product as uncharacterized. The transcript has 3 exons. Bases 1 to 1020 code for a protein of 339 amino acids. Lineage: Eukaryota; Fungi; Ascomycota; Pezizomycetes; Pezizales; Morchellaceae. The record is from RefSeq and is a predicted model, not a curated record.
AUGUCUUCCCGACCAUACUCAACUCUUCACUCUCCUGACGCUCCUUUUUCAAACCCUCAGGCAUCACAAUACUCUCUCCACACACCCGUGGACCACAACAACAAUAACCCAUUCUACAGCUCAAUGCACCCGCAGGAAGCAACCCAAGCACCCAUCGGAACACAAGAAAACGACAUUCCCAUGAAGAACUACAGCAGCACCGAAUAUCCGUCUCCCUCCGGCACACCCGCACCAAACUACGUCUCCCCCUCCGGCACACCCGCACCCGGCUACCCCAGUCCCCAAGGCUCGCCCGCACCAGACUACAGCGGCCCUUCAUCAUCCUCACAAUCACCCUACGUCCCGCUCUCAAACCUCCCAUCAUUCCCGCCUCCCCCAACCAGCGAGACAUACCCGGGCCCCGCAACAUCACCUCCACCGACCCACAACCUCCCGCCCGUUCCCCCAGAGCCCGCAUACAACAGCCGCGCCGCGGCCGCAGACCGCCCAAUUACGCCAAAGACACCCGUAUAUACGCCAUCGGGAGCAAGCGGACCUAACGGCGGUGUACAUGCGCCGGGGCAGAUCGGGCACCCGAACCAGCAGCAUGGAAGGGAGGAGUAUCAGCACGGGAUGUGCGACUGUUUUGGCGAUAUCGGGACUUGCUGCACCGGUUACUGGUGCCCGUGCAUUCUCUACUCGCGCACAAAGCACAGAGUCAAGACCUCACCGGACAGCAACAUCAACGAGUUCAAAGCCUUUAACCCGCACUGCAUGGCCUUCUGCGCGCUCGCUCCCGUAGCUUGGGUCUUCACCAUGCUCCAGCGCACCCGCAUCCGAGAGAAAUACCAGCUCGAGGGCAGCAUCGCCAACGACUGCGGAAAAGCUUACUGCUGCGGCCCGUGUACGCUCAUCCAGGACGAGCGGGAAGUCACCAAGCGGGAAGACGAGAGGAGCCGCUUUGCGGGCCCGAGCAAAGACAUGAACGUCGGCGGGUACAAGAAGACACAGACUAUGGUCUACGGCCGAGUCGAUGUUUAA